AUGGAAAACUUGAGAAAACAUGAUUUGAAUGUCAAAGUCGUCCUUGAAGAUAUUUUCUCUGACUUCAAAAACAUUCAUCAGAAAUGCCGUUUGUGUUUCAAGGAAGUAUACCAUCAAGAGCCAAAAAUAUAUCUUACAAAUGACAUGAUAAACAAGAUUCAUGCUGUCUUUCAAGUUAACAUGUCAAUAGAUGGAAAAGGAUCAGAAUUCGUGUGCUCAAGAUGUGAAAGCAAUUCAAAUAACUGUUUUGAAAGGUUCAGAAGUAUGAAAAAUGACAACAAUGAUGAGGAACUUGCGAGCAUACACGAAAAUUCGAUCAAAAUUGAAAUUGAAGAAGCAACUUGUGAAGUGGAAGAUGGAAAUCAAAUUCUCAAGUCCCGAGAUAUUAUUCAGAGAGGUCAACAAUUUUUUCCUUGUGAUGUUUGUGGAAAGCAAUUUAAGAAUGUAAUUGGAGUCCAGCGGCAUUGCAGGAGAGUACAUUCAAACAGUCGAAAUGGAGUUGCUAAAGAUUUGAACAAGCAAAGAGAACAUAAAUCAAAGGAUUUUCAAUGUCAAAUUUGUAAAUCUUCUUACGUCCUUAAAUCCUCAUUACAACGCCAUAUAAUGAAAAUUCAUGAAGAUAAAAAAUUCUCCUGUACAUCAUGUAAGCAAGUUUACAAGUCAGAAAAAGGGCUAAAAGCUCAUAGUUGUCGGAAUCAUAAAUUUAUUUGCGAUAUUUGUAGCAAAAUAUUCCACCGUCGAGAUCAUCUUACUAAACAUAUAGAGACGCACAGAAAAUACAGAACAAAAGAUUAUCAUUGUCAUAUCUGUAAAACUUCCUUCUAUAACAAAGGUGGGCUUCAAAGUCAUAUAUCAAAAUAUCAUAAAGGAAGAAAGUUUUCAUGUACGUCAUGCAGAAAAUCAUUUAUGUUGGGACGAUCAUUGAAAUCUCAUAUUUGUAGUGAUCCCACAUUUGCUUGCGAUAUUUGUGGUAAAAAAUUCCACGGACGAAAUAUUCUUGCUGAACACUUAGACACGCACAGAAUACAUAGAUCAAAAGAUUAUCAAUGUCACAUUUGUAAAACUUCUUUCUUUAAUAAAUUUGGGUUACAUAGACAUGUAUCAAAAUAUCAUGAAGAAAGAAAGUUUUCAUGUACAUCAUGCAGAAAAUCAUUCCUGUUGGAACGAUCAUUGAAAUCUCACAUUUGUGGUAAUCAAAAUCCAAUAUUUGAUUGUGAUAUUUGUGGUAAAAUAUUCCACCGUCGAGAUCAUCUUACUGGACAUAUGGAGACGCACAGAAAAGAUAGACCAAGAGAUUAUAAAUGUCACAUUUGUAAAUCUUCUUUCUUCAAUAAGGUCGCAUUAAAACUUCAUAUAAAGAAAAUUCAUGAAGAUAAAAAAUUUUUCUGUUCAACAUGUAAACAAGUUUACAAAUCAGAAGAAGGUCUUAAAACUCAUUUUUGUAGCAAUUUGAAAUUUGUUUGCGAUAUUUGUGGUAAAAGAUUCAACGGCCGAUAUAAUCUUUCUAUACAUAUAGAGACUCACAGAAAAUAUAAAACAAAAGAUUAUCAUUGCAAUAUCUGUGAAACUUCUUUCUAUAAUAAAAUUAGGUUACGAUUUCAUUCAUGGAAAUUUCAUGCAGAAAGAAAGUUUUCAUGUGCAUCAUGUCGAAGAACAUUCAAAUUCGAAAGAAACUUGAAAUCUCAUAAUUGUAUUAAAACCACAUUUGUUUGCGAUAUUUGUGGUAAAAUAUUCUACAAUCGAGCGCAUAUCAUUUUGCACAUGAUCAAGCAUAGGAAAUAUCAAACAAGAGACUAUCAGUGUUUCAUUUGUGAAAAUUCCUACCCUCGUAAGCUAUCAUUAAAUGAACAUCUAUUUCAAAAUCAUCAAAUUAAAAAGUUUUUCUGCAAUUUAUGCAAAAAAGGUUUCAAAUCAGAAGAAAAUAUGAAAUCUCAUAGUUGUGGUAACAAGAAAUUCGUUUGUGACGUUUGCGGUAAAAUAAUUCGCAGUCGAUGUGACAUUGCUUUGCACAUGAUCAAGCAUAGAAAACAUAGAUCAAAGGAUUUUCAAUGUCACAUUUGUUCAAAAUCUUACUUCAAUAAGAUCUCGUUGCAACGCCACAUUUUGAACAUUCAUGAAGAUAAAAAUUAUUCCUGUACAACAUGUAAACAAGUUUACAUGUCAGAAGAAAGUUUAAAAGCUCACAGUUGUCGGUAUAAUAAAUUAAUUUGCGAUAUUUGUGGUAAAAGAUGCCACGACCGAUCCGGUCUUGCUAUUCACAUAGACACGCACAGAAAAUAUAGAACAAAAGACUAUCAUUGCGAUAUUUGUAAAACUUCUUUCUAUAACCUAUCUGGGUUUCAAGGACAUAGAACAAGAUAUCAUGAAGAAAGAAAGUUUUCAUGCCCAUCAUGUCGAAAAACAUUCAAAUUGGAACAGAAAUUGAAAUCUCACAUUUGUAGUAUUUCCAAUUUUGCAUGUGAUAUUUGUGGUAUGAGAUUCAACAACCGAUACUGCCUUGCUAAACAUAUAGACAGGCACAGAAAAUAUAGAACAAGAGACUAUCAUUGCGAUAUUUGUAAAACUUCUUUCUAUAACAAAGCUGGGUUUCGAGUUCAUAGAUCAAAAUUUCAUGAAGAAAGAAAGUUUUCAUGUGCAUCAUGCCGAAAAUCAUUCAAGUUGGAACGAAUAUUGAAAUCUCAUAAUUGUAGCACAUAUUUCUGCGAUUUUUGUGGUAAAAUAUUCUACCGUCGAACGUAUAUCAUUGAUCACAUGAUGAAACAUAGGAAAUAUAGGACAAGAAAUUUUAAAUGCAACAAGUGUGAAAAAAACUACUUCCAUAGACGAGAUAUGAGAAAGCAUAUACGUCAAAGUCAUGGAGAAAAAUAA
Clunio marinus is the source of this 2868-nucleotide messenger RNA. The record is from the annotation of a GenBank genome assembly. Lineage: Eukaryota; Metazoa; Arthropoda; Insecta; Diptera; Chironomidae.